Messenger RNA from Monoraphidium neglectum, 1164 nucleotides. RefSeq names its product 26S proteasome non-ATPase regulatory subunit 13. The record is from RefSeq and is a predicted model, not a curated record. The transcript has 7 exons. Gene Ontology annotation, biological process: ubiquitin-dependent protein catabolic process. The coding region runs from base 1 to 1164 and encodes 387 amino acids. Gene Ontology annotation, molecular function: structural molecule activity. Gene Ontology annotation, cellular component: nucleus; cytosol; proteasome regulatory particle, lid subcomplex. NCBI's taxonomy places the organism in Eukaryota, Viridiplantae, Chlorophyta, Chlorophyceae, Sphaeropleales, Selenastraceae.
AUGGCCAAGCCACUCGAGUUUGUUGACCAGCUGGCCAUAGACAAACCGGACCUAGCGGAUGAUCUGUCCGAUCUCAGCACCCUCUACCAGCGCAAGCUAUGGCACCAGCUCACGCUCAAGUUGGAGGAGCUCUAUCAAAAGCCCGCCUUCAACCAGGGCGAUCUGCUGGUGCAGCUGUACAACGGCUUCGUCGCCGACUUUGGCGCCAAGCUCAACCUGCUGCGCUUGGCGCACCUCGCGGUCAGCGCGUCCAAGCGCAUCAAGGACCCUGCUGCAGCCGUUGCCUUCCUCAAAGGCGCCUCCGACAAGGUUGCCGAGCUGAAGCUGCCGCGCUCCGAAGAGCCGCUGCUGUACCUAAGCAUGCACAUUGCGCAGCAGCAGCUUGAGCAGGGGCAGGUCGCCGAGUGCAAGGCGGCGAUCGAGGAGGGCGCGGCGGCGCUGGAGCGGCUGCCCGAGCCCGACCCCAGUGUCAGCGCCAGCGUGCACUUUGUCAGCAGCCUGUACUUCAAGCUCAAGAAGGACUAUGCCAAGUUCUACCGCUCGAGCAUGCAGUAUCUGGCGUUUGUGUCAAGCGACAGCCUGCUGCCAGAGUUCAAAGUCCCCCUGGCCGUGGACAUUGCGCUGGCAGCGCUGCUGGGCGAGGGCGUCUACGGCUUUGCGCAGCUGCUGAUGCACCCCAUCGUGACAGUGCUGCAGGAGGGCAGCUACGCAUGGCUGGGGGAAAUGCUGGAGGUCUUCAACAGAGGUGACCUGCAAGCGUACGACGCGCUGUGCGCCAAGUACGCGUCCACACUGAAUGCGCAGCCUGCACUGGUGGAGAAUGAGCGGCGGCUUAGAGAAAAGGUGACCAUCAGCUGCCUAAUCAACCUCAUCUCAGACCUCCCCCCAGAGCAGCGCGCCAUCCCGCUCUCCACCAUCGCAGACAAGACCAAACUCUCUGUCGACGGUGUCGAGUUCCUUCUGAUGAAGUCGCUGUCGUUGCACCUGAUAGAGGGCAGCAUUGACCAGGUGGACGGCACAGUGGCCGUCAGCUGGGUGCAGAGCAGGGUGCUUACAGCCAAGCAGGUUGGCGGCCUGAAGGACCGGCUUGAUGUGUGGAUCAGCAAGGUCAACGCGGUGGGGGCUACGCUGGAGCAGGAGACGAUCGGCGUCGCUGAGGUCUAG